Messenger RNA from Equus caballus (horse), 2363 nucleotides. Its product is annotated as zinc finger protein 233. Lineage: Eukaryota; Metazoa; Chordata; Mammalia; Perissodactyla; Equidae. The record is from RefSeq and is a predicted model, not a curated record.
AUGCGAGAGCCACUUCCGCUCUCGAAAGGAGGAACAGUAGCCCUCCUUCCUCUCGGGGGUUCUGGGAAAUGUGGUCCAGGAGCCGUGCGUGGUCGGGGCACUUCCGGUACUAGAGGGCUAGGCAGAAGUCCUCGGUCCCUUGCGGGAGCCCUGCCUUCCCAGGACUGCCCUUCCCCAGAAGGAGCAGGAGAAAAUGACCAAGCUUCAGGACACAAGAAUCAGAAUGAGAUAGAGACGCUUCAAGAAGUGGGAUUAAGAUACCUUUACCAUGAAGAACUUAUGUGCUGGCAGAUAUGGGAGCAAUUUACAUGUCAGGUAACCAGAAAUCAAGACUCAAUAAUAAAUCUGCAAGGCAAGAAGUCCAAGUUACCAAAACAGGGUGAUUCCCCCUGUCAGGUGUGGGCAGGAGACUCUGCUCAGGUUUCUGAAGAUGAGAACCAUGGAAUAAAGCUUCAGGGGGAGAGUUCCAGUAGUGUCAAAAACCAAGAGUUGCCGAUUAAGACCACCUGGGAUUUCUGGAAGAAAAGGUAUCUGAGAGAGCCACAGAAUAAUCAGCAUAGGUGUCAGCAAAUUGAUGUGAAAAAUAAACUGUGUAAGUGUGAGUGUUGUGUUGUGAGAAGGAUCUCUCAUCACCUUGAUUGUCAGGAAGUACUCAAAGGAGAGAAGGCCUCCAGCCACAAUAACUGCAGAAAAGACUUCACGAAGAAAUUGUCCCAGCAGAGUAUAAUCCACACAGGAGAGCAAACCUCUGAUGAGAAUGGAAGAGGCUUCGGCCCUGGCUCUAAUCUUGAACUUCAUGAGCAGUCGCACAUAGGAGAGAAACUCUAUGUGUGUAGCGAGUGUGGGAAGGGCGUCAGUUAUAGCUCAGUGCCUUGUGUUCAUUGGAGUGUUCGCGCAGGAGAGAAACCUGGUGUGUGUCAAGUGUGUGCUGAGAAUUUCAAUCAGAACCCCUCUCUUCCCGCUCAUGAGCCCAUUCCCCCAGGAGAGGAUGUGUAUGAGUGUGACAGGUGUAGAAAAGGCUCCAGUCCUAGCUUAGAUCUUAGCGUUCACUGCAUAGACAACACUGGAGAGAAAUCUGGGAAACGUGAGAUGUGCAAUAAAGGCUUCAGUCAGACAUCACAACUUCAUGCCCAUCCCAGCACCCACUGUAGAGACAAAACCUACAAAUGGGAGGCAUGUGACAGGAUAUUUCAUCAGAAUUCUGGUCCUCAUCAGAGAGUCCACACUGGAGAGAAACCCUAUAAAUGUGAGGUGUGUGGGAAGGACUUCAGUAAGGCCUCAAAUCUUCAAGCCCAUCAGAGAAUCCACACUGGAGAGAAACCCUACAAAUGUGAUGUGUGUGCCAAGAGCUUCAGCCGUAAUUCCCACCUUCAAGCCCACCAGCGAGUCCACACAGGAGAGAAGCCCUACAAGUGCGACACCUGUGGGAAGGACUUCAGUCAGAUUUCUCAUCUUCAGGCCCACCAGUGAGUCCACACAGGAGAGAAGCCCUACAAAUGUGAGACGUGUGGGAAGGGCUUCAGCUAGAGUUCACACCUUCAGGACCAUCAGCGAGUCCACACUGGAGAGAAACCCUACAAAUGUGACGUGUGUGAGAAGGGCUUCAGUUGGAGCUCACACCUUCAAGCCCAUCAGAGGGUCCACACAGGAGAGAAACCCUACAGAUGUGAAGAGUGUGGGAAAGGCUUCCUCUGGAACUCCUAUCUGCACGUUCACCAGAGGAUCCACACGGGAGAGAAACCCUAUAGAUGUGGCAUGUGUGGGAAGAGCUUCAGUCAGACCUCACAUCUUCAAGCCCAUCGGAGAGUCCACACUGGAGAGAAGCCCUACAAAUGUUUUGACUGUGGCAAGGGCUUUAGUAAGAGUUCGUGUCUUCACGUUCAUCAGAGAGCCCAUAAUGGUGUCAAGUGCAAUACACGUGAUGAGUGUGAUAAAGGUGUUCUUCAAAACUUAGAUUUCUCAUUUUCAUCAGAAGAUCCACACAGCAGAGAGUAUUUAUAAAAUGUUGUGUUUUAAGAAUUCAGUACUGAAUUCUUAAAGUUUUUUACAGUCAUCCGAAUUCCAUUGGAGGAAACCUGUUUGCUGUAUGAAUACAGCUGUUGUUUCCGACAGAGCUCAGAAUGUCACAAUUCUUAAGAGAAUGCACAAGAGACAAACCUUGUUAAUAACGUACAAUAAGUUUGCCGGAACCUUCACGUUCAAUAGAAUCUGCACAGGAGAGACGCCUCAAAAAUUAUAAGGAAGGGUCCAGCGCAGUGGUGCAGAGGUUAGGUUCACAUGUUCCACUUCAGCAGCCCAGGGUUCACUGGUUCCAACCCCAGGCACAGACCUAAACACCACUUAUCGAGCCAUGCUGUGGGAGG